AUGGCGAACACGGACGGAAAUCCACAUCUAAGUCAUAACUGGAAGUCGGAAGGGACUGGAAGUCGGAAGGGACAUUUCGGAUACCCAAACCAGGCACCUUUGAGAGAUACCACCAAUGAGGGACGGACUAUUAUACAUGUCCCACUUCCGCGAGUGACGUCACGCGCACGAGUCGUCGUGCGUGAUGACGUCACGAUACCGGAAAGAUUACUGACAGCUGGGCCUUCACACUCCCAUCGAUAUGAGCUCC
Molecule: messenger RNA, 250 nt
Organism: Pelobates cultripes (western spadefoot toad)
Lineage: Eukaryota; Metazoa; Chordata; Amphibia; Anura; Pelobatidae
Source: the annotation of a GenBank genome assembly